AUGAUCCGUAUACGCCGAUAUCGAUUGUUCCUCCUGGUGGCUCUGCUGGCAGUAGUCACUGUGUACCACCUAUCCCGAGUGCCUGGCUGGGAUGGCUCAGCAUUAGAGGGUCUGAUAGGGUUCAAGCCCAGCACCGGCAAGACCACCACCUCCGACGCGCAGUCAAUACCACACCCACCUCCACCCGAUUCUACACCAGAAAAAGAGACACAACCUGCUGCAGACCCAGUAGCUGCAGUCCCCCCGGCGGUUGAGCCCCACUCUGCGACGGUUUCACAGGCCUCCGAGACGUCCGCGACAUCGUCUAUUAGUACCUCCGCAAACUCCGCACCCACAAUCACAGGAGAUGAGCUCCUUACCAAACAACCGAGCUUUGAGGAGGAUUUCGGCGAGCAUGGUCAGGGCCGUUAUGAUGUUGCCCCGCGGCCAUCGGACCAUCCAAGAGCAUAUUGGAAACAACAGACGGAACACUUCCCCGUGCCGUCCGAAAGCUUGAUACCUCUACCAACAGGUGAGCCAAAGGCUCUUCCCAAGGUGCAGUACAGCUUUGGUCGCGAGUCAUCAUCUAAAAAGGCCGAUCGGUUGCGCAGGCAGACGGCGGUUCGCGAAUCGUUUAGACAUGCUUGGAACGGAUAUAAAAACUACUCCCUGCCGCAUGAUGAGCUCAAACCUCUGUCGAAAGGAGUCGCGGACCCUUUCAAUGGCUGGGGAGCCACAAUGGUGGACUCUCUGGACUCGCUUUGGAUCAUGGGGCUACGCGACGAAUUUGAAGAAGCCGUCCAGAUGGUUGGCCAGAUUGACUUCAAGACAUCUCCCCGGAAGGACAUCCCUUUGUUUGAAACUACCAUCCGCUACCUCGGUGGACUGAUUGCCGCCUAUGAUCUGAGCUCCGCAAAGUACCCGGUCUUGCUGGACAAGGCGGUUGAACUGGCCGACAUCCUUAUGGGCGCCUUCGACACGCCCAACAGAAUGCCGCUGACGUACUACAACUGGGCCCCAUCCUACUCCUCGCAACCGCAUAGGGCCGGGGCACAUACGGUGCUGGCAGAGUUAGGAUCGCUGUCUGUCGAGUUCACGCGCCUCGCCCAGAUCACCCGGGAGGAUAAGUACUACGAUGCCAUUGCACGUAUCACUAAUGCCCUGGAGAAAUGGCAGAAGGAGACUACUCUUCCGGGACUGUGGCCCCUACGGGUCGAUACUUCUGGCUGUCGGAAGCCGGAGGUCGUCCGCCAUGCUGCUGAUACAGAUGAAGAGCCUCCCUCCGUGGUAGCGAUCAGCAAGGCUGAGGAGGAAGCCAAAGUGGCUUCCGACGUAGCCAACACCGGGCCAGGCUCGAGGUCUCGGGUGAGACGACAAGACCCUGCCAACCCACAAGCAGAGGGCGCUCCCAAGAAGGAGCUUGUCGACGAACUAGGCGGCAAGGUUGUGCCAGUGUCCAACGAGCACUGGAGCGGUGACUACGCAAGCGUGAAUUGUGAACCGCAAGGGUUGAGCACCGAACCUCACUCUACUACCCACACGUACGGGAUUGGGGCCAUGGCCGACUCCACCUAUGAGUAUCUGCCGAAAGAAUACGCACUCCUUGGUGGUCUGAAUUCACAAUAUAAGACCAUGUAUCUGGAUUCCAUGAACGUCGUUCGAGAGCAACUACUGUAUCGGCCCAUGACGGAGGGGGACCACGACAUCCGCUUCGUGGCCAAGCAGAGCAUCUCUCCAAAAGCAACAAUGUCGUCGAAAAAGAAUGUGACCAAAUAUGAGGGGACCCAUCUGGGAUGUUUUGCCGGAGGUAUGUUUGCGCUGGGCGCCAAAUUGUUUGAUCUUCCCGAAGACAUGCACCUGGCCGAGAAGCUCACGGAAAGUUGUGUCUGGGCGUAUGGAUCGACGGCGGUGGGCAUCAUGCCAGAAGAAUUCGAGCUCGUGCCCUGCGACAGUGUCACUACCUGUCCAUGGAACAAGACGAGAUGGCACGAGGCACUGGAUCCUCGUCGCGAAGAGAGAUUCCGAGCGGUGGAGGCAUACAACCUGGAACAGCAGAGGCUAAGCGAGGAGUUCGUUUCCAAUGUUGGGGACGACGAGGAUGGUGAGGAGCCAGUCGAUCCAGCAGAACCGGUCUCGGAACCGUUCGUUCCUAAGGUGCCUCUGUCACAUGAGAAAUAUGUGGCCGCAAGGAUUUCAGAGGAACGCCUCCCGCCUGGAUACACCAACAUCCGGGCCCGGGAUUAUCGCCUACGUCCUGAGGCGAUUGAAUCAGUCUUCAUUCUGUAUCGCAUGACUGGCGAUGAGAGUUGGAGAGAGAAAGGCUGGACCAUGUUCGAAGCGGUCGACCAGGCGACCAAAACCGAGAUCGCCAAUGCCGCCAUCGAGGACGUGACCAGCCAGCUGAUGAAACAGGUUGAUACCAUGGAGUCUUUCUGGCUGGCCGAGACGUUGAAAUAUUACUAUCUGUUGUUCAGCGAGCCGGACCUGAUCAGUCUGGACGAUUAUGUUUUGAAUACCGAAGCGCAUCCCUUUAAACGACCCAAGUGA
Molecule: messenger RNA, 2526 nt
Organism: Capronia coronata CBS 617.96
Lineage: Eukaryota; Fungi; Ascomycota; Eurotiomycetes; Chaetothyriales; Herpotrichiellaceae
Exons: 2
Coding region: 1-2526 (841 amino acids)
Biological process (GO): N-glycan processing; carbohydrate metabolic process
Cellular component (GO): endoplasmic reticulum; Golgi membrane
Molecular function (GO): calcium ion binding; mannosyl-oligosaccharide 1,2-alpha-mannosidase activity
Source: RefSeq, a predicted model, not a curated record